CUGUCCACGCGCUCAGUCAGGGAGGAGCGCUGCCUCCACUACGUCGGCGCUGCCCGGAGUUCACCGCUCACCUACAUCACUCCUCCACGAAACUCCACGCGUGCGACGUGAUUCUCAUCUUUUGGUGUAAGCGACACAGAAGCCCCUGGCCCACUAUGGCAGAUGAUGACUUCUCCACCGCAGAUGCUGGCGCCUCAGCUACAUUCCCCAUUCAGUGCUCUGCACUGAGGAAGAAUGGCUUUGUUAUGCUGAAAGGACGUCCCUGUAAGAUAGUUGAGAUGUCUACCUCCAAGACUGGAAAGCAUGGGCAUGCCAAGGUGCAUCUUACUGGAAUCGACAUUUUUACUGCGAAGAAGUAUGAAGAUAUCUGCCCCUCCACACAUAACAUGGAUGUCCCAAAUGUGAUAAGAAAGGACUAUCAGGUACUUGAUAUCAUAGAUGGCUUCCUGACACUGAUGGAAGACAACGGAGAGACCAGAGAGGAUCUCAGGCUGCCAGACGGUGACAUGGGCAAAGAAAUUGUGAAAAAACUAGAGAGCGGAGACCAGUUUCUGGUGACUGUGUGGAGAGCUGUGGCUGACGAAUCUGUAGUUGGCAUUAAGAACAUGACUCCUAUUUAGACCAUGGCAACAGUGGAGACCUCAGAUUCCUAUCGCCCUCUGUGGUUUUAAAGCUUCAUCAAAGCUACUGGCCUUCACCACUCAUCUCAAUCGGUGUCCCACUUCGAUCCUCCCCUCCCCUGCUGUAAGCUGAAAUUCUAGAAACUGGACUCAGACAGCUUCAGCUGCACUUCACACUCAGACCAAAUUGUCCAUUCAUUGCUUUCAUAGCACCACUGUGUAGCACAUGCCAGGUACUAUAGGAGGAGUCUUUGGCCAUGUUCCGCAAAAUCAUAUCAUUCCUACUCGGGUGUGUUGUUCGCACGCCAGCUAGCUAACUUCAGUUUCAAUUAAAAAAAAAAAAAAAUCUUAUUAGCUGUAUUGCAGCUCCCCUCUGAUGAAAAUCUGUCUCUGUUUUCACUUUGCAUUCACACAGCUCACUCUUUAGCAUCUGUGGGUUUUUAUGUAGAUCACAGAGUUUCUUUCUUUUUCUCCACUCGCACUGCAGAUCUGCAGUCAAGUUUUCUACUGCAUGUAGCCCGGUCCCAAGGUCAGUGCUUUCCAGCUGACAACUGUGCUGUCUCAGCAGCCCAAACAGGCUGGAGCAGACAGAGGUAGUCAGGGUGAGGCAGUUUUCUUCCUCUAUGCUAUGAAACUUAAUGUUUUUUGUUGGGUUUUUUUUUUCACUUGAGGCCUUCAUAAGUUGGCAAAUGUAUAGAAAUUAUUUUGAAGAAAAAAAAAAAAGAAACAUAACAAAUCGUUAUUAAAUGUACAUAUAAAUGUUAGCAAAUCUUACCUAAAGCAAACUGCAUCUGCAGAAGAUAAGAUCGGAAUGUGUAGCAAAAAAAAAGGAGGAAAUGACGUUUUUACAUUUGCAUGUUGCAUCCAUAGUUAAGGGGAAGCGAAGGAAUAUAUUGUCGCUGCUUGGCGACUUGUGGGAGAGCUGUAGGAAACACUUUAGAGAGUUUGUGUGCAGAGUUUGCACUCUAAUAUAUGACUGCACAGAGACUCCUGGACUUGUAUAAAAAAUAAUGCUAGUCUUUUUUUUUUUUCUUCAUUUAAUUUACCUACACUGUUAAGGGUGACGGUAGAUAAACGCAGGACAUUUGAGUCUCCUGCUGAACAGUGCUUUGGAGAUAUUUUAAACUUUUUCACAUUACAACCUCAAGGUUCAGUGUUUUUUGUUUUUUUUUUGUUGUUUUUUGGAAUGGACCAAUACAGAGUGGUGUGUGGUUAAAAUCUGAAGAGAACAAGGGCAACUUAAAAAGUCACACCAUUAAGAUUUUCUUUGUAGAGAAUACAUAAUUUGUGUCGGUCUGUCACAUAAAACCACAAUAAAAUGAAAUGUUGAGGGUUGUAGUUGUAAUUGGACAAAAUCUUCAAAGAGUACGUCGACUUUUGUGAGGUGCUGGAUCCAUUUGGGUGCAAGAGAACCUGCUUUUCCAUGCAUGUAUGUUUACCCUGCCUCCUGAUGAAAACCCAAAUUAAAAAUAUCUUCUAAUUGUGUUAAUAAUAUCUUGGAAGCAGUGUAGCCUAAGGAUUAUAUUUAGUUGUGGUUUAGAGUUCUCUGACAGAAGCAUAAAAUGUUUUGAGGAGUUUGCAUGUGUUCAGAAGAGACAAAUUGCUGCCAGUGAGAUGUGGGAAUGACGCAUUUAGAUUUGGAGGAAGUUCUUCUGCUGCACGAGAAGGAAUAAAAGCAAUACUUUAAGGUACUUUUAAAGUUUUCCACCAUAAUGCUGUUUUUAAAUCCUCUUAAAAGUUUUAAAGUAACUGGUUUCCGUAGCAGAAUCUCUCAAUCCUUAAGAAUGGGUGAGGAAAAUGUUUACAUGAUGCUUAAUGACAUCAGGUCACUGCUCAAAAGUUAAUCAUAAAUAGAUUUUUUUUUUUUUUAAUUUGUGUAAAGAUGCAGAUUGUAAUGGGGCAUUUGAAGGUUUUCUGUUCAGUUUUUGUACAACAGCAGCCGGUCUGUUACUUUUGCCUGGGCUUCAGGUGUCCUAAAGUAUUUGAUUUUUAGUUUAGUUUUUUUAAAAUUAUUAUUCCACCAAAACACCAAAAUAGUUUGCUAUAUUUUUUUUAUUUGUGAUCAUUCUAGUUUAUUUGCUUUAUUUACAUAACAUUCUAGAAAGGAAUUUGUAGCUUAAAAAGUAGCUUUUAAUUCGAAGCACCAGUUUGAUAUUUGUAAAUAAAUCUGAGAAAGUAUGUCUAUGAGCCCUCAUUCUGAACUUUGCAAAAUGAAUAACACAUGUUAAUUAAGCACUCUCUAGCACUUUGCCGUGUCCGAUUUUAUUUUAAGUAUUUAUUUUGUGUGUACAUGUGCCUGUGCAAAAAUUAAGUUUUGCCUCUUUAAAAAUGUAUUACAAAUUCCUAAUAUCGAAGUAACUUCUAUUCUCAUGGCAUCUAAAGAGGAGGUGUCUUUUUCAACACAUUAGUGCUCAUCUGUGUAUGUGUAAGAAAGUAGAUUUUUGUUUGUUGUAUUUCUUUCAUUUAGUCUCUUUUGCCAGACGGUUCCAUUAUUCAGCCGUAAGGAGAAGCAUCAAUUUAAGCUGCCUCCAAGUAACUAAAAUGCCAAUCUGGACUUCCAGGAGUUAAGCUAACUUUGUGAAUCAUCUAGAACACGGCAUUAAAUGUUUGUCUUUUAGUUAAUAAAACACAAAGGUGGUGUACAACAUCCUCUUCAAAAAAUUGUGACUAUUAUUUGUUUAAGCAUUUUUUAACAACCAAGACUGGAGACGCAGGCUUCUGACCACAGAUCCAUGAGUUGUCGCUCCUUCUCACUUUUGUUUUAUCCACAUCCAGCGUCGAUGCUGAAUAAAGUACUAAUGGCUAAAGUCCAGUAUUCUGUCUUCAGUCCAAUUCGGUGUGCAUUAUUGGUUAGAAUUGAGGAAAUGUAACUCACUGCCAAGAGGCAUAGUCGACCGUUAGGACACUGUUGACUCGCCACCUCAGAAACAUAACGACCGCAGGUUUCCUUUAACCACCUCUUCACGAAUCAGUUCCUACAGAAAAAACAAAAAGCUCUUUCAGAUCAUUCAUUCAUUCUGAUUAACAGGUUUUGCUAUUCGACUUUAAGGUCCCAACACAGAAUGGAAUGUUUUUUAUUUAAAGCACUAAGCGUGUUAGAAAAGCCGGCAUGAACACCACAACAUAAACACGGCGGUAUUACACGUCUUACGUAUGGCUCAGGGGAAUGCUGUGCGUUGCAAACUAAGGCUUUUGGGUAAAUCACAGAGCAUUCUGUAAAAGGACACAAGACCUGCAAUCCUGACUGAUCGACUUGUAUGAUAUGGAAGAAUAAAGUAAACUAUAAUGGCGGCUUCAUUGUUACGUGUUUAUUGCGAAACUGUGAUCUGAAACGGGCUAAAGAGAUGACCAGAAGGCUUGAGAGUGUUUUCUGAACGUGGCUGUUCACUUUGGUAAAUGGUUUCAUCAUGAUCUCCUCUUAAAGCUGCCUCUGGUUGUUCAGCUUCUUUCCAUGUUUGAGUGCUCAUGAAUUAAAACUAUCAAAUCAUGCACAGCUAUGUUCCAGCUGGGUUUUUGCCUAUGACUCCAUUGUCUGCUGGUUGUAAAGACCCUUGCUUCCUUUAGUCAUGUAGCUAACUAAGUCGACCUUCAAGGUCAAUAGUGUCCAGAACAUGCAUGUUCAAUUUGUGUGAAUGGUGAGAGUUUUUGUUUCAAAUGAUCCUACAGAACAUCAUCUGUAGCUACGACCCACCUCCAAGCUACGAAUCCAGCUUAUUCGUUUGCUAUGUACAUCAACCUUCAGGAGGUUUUGGUUGCUUCAGAAGAUAUGAAAGUCCUGACAUGAAGUGUUUUUGAGACAGAAGCUCUUGGGAUGGUUACCAUGACUGCUUUUGGUUCUGUUUGAGACCCUUUUGCCUUCAAAUAAUGAUCUUGUGAGUUUUCUAGUAUUUGCACAAUUGCCUGUCUCAACUGUAAUAGGAUUUGGACUUUGCUGCAGAUCAUUUUGCUUUUGAUAGGGCUACUUCUAUUUGUCAAAGCAAAACUGGUUCAUAUGCAUGUUUGGAUCGUUACAUACUGUAUCUGAAAGUGGAAAAUAGGCAACCUAUGCUGGAGUGUCAUACAAGUUUGCAGUUUCUAGUGGGGAAAUUGACCUGCUCUGGAAAAUAAUAUUUGGAUACCUAUUUUCUCUUUUCUGACUAAUGUUUGGCUGCUGUCCUGAAAAUACUUUCUUUUCAUUGUUUUGCUAAAUAAAGUCCCUUCAGAUGUCCCAGUCUUUGCUUCACUGACAAAUUAUUUAAUUUUGUUUUAUUGCAAUAGAGUUGUUCUCCAUUCAUCUCACUUCAAAAUAACUCCACCGUCUACCAACAAGAUAUGUAUAAAUUAAAUUGAAUUUGUCAUGUAAAGUAUGGAUUCAGUCCAGUUUCAGAAUGGUUUUCUAGUGCGCAGUUGGAAGGUACUUCUAAUACCGCAACUACUAUGAAGUGAAAAAUUCUGCUCCAUACUUAUAAAAUCAAUCAAAAUGUUAUGAAAGAAGAUUAGAGCCAGUGGGAAAAAUAAAAAACUGACUAAAAUCUUCUGAAAUCAAAAGUCAGAAUUCUUUUGAUUCUCUUUCUAAUUCUCUUUUGUAAAAUGUAAAAAAAGAAAAAAGGAUGAGCUAUCCGAACUUCUAUUAGAUUCUCUGAGUUCAACAGUAGAUGGCAAUAAAACAUCACUUUUCAUGUAUAUACAAUCUUUUGUUUUUAGUGGUAAAAGUGUUUGCACGUGCUUGACGUGAGAGUAAAGUUUUUUUGCGUGUGUGUGGAUAAUUAGACAAGAUUUUAAACAUUUUAAUGCAACUCUCAGUGACACCCAAUUUUAUCUGUGCCUAAGCCAUGAAUUUUAUAGAGAAAAUUGUCUAAAAGCAGUGAUAAUACUGCUGUAAACUGCCACAAACACCCUUUUAAGUGCAUGUAAACAGUGAUCCUUCCCACAGGACGAGCCGCAUUGGAUUACCUGUGAGGACGGGCUCAGUAACACAGGCUUCUUGGUCAUUACAAUGGAAACUCCUGCACUUAUUCCUGCCAAGAAUGUUUUGCCGGGAUAUGCAGAACUCUUUCAAGGCUCACGUGGGAAGUGAAGCCGGGAUUGCACAGAGGAUUGACCGAGGUACUACAAACCAUCCCGCAGAACCCUGAACCUGUUUAUGCAGACGGCAAAGCUGUCGGAUUCCUCUCUGAUUUAUGGGAGAGAUGAGCCGGACUGAAAUGGCUCCGUAUUUGAUAGAGUUUUGUGGCACAAGACUUGUCUUAUAAGUCGGGGAAAGAAGUGCUCUUCACACAUCGGCUGCUUACAUCAACAGUGAGGUUGGGUCAAGCAUAGGAAGGGCCCUUCCGUAACGGCGGGAUCUGUUUCUCGAAACAGCGUGAAAAGGGGAGGCAGAGGAGAUCAAAGCCCGCGUGUGAACCGUGCUUUUAUUGAAACUAUGUGGGAUUAACCACACUUGUCUUUCUGCGUGCAUGAAAGGGAAUGCCCAUAAAACUUGAAGAGAGUUUUUUUUUUAAUAUAUAUAUAUGUUUUCUUUCACCUCUUUUCUGCUAGUAGGUUGAAUCUGCUAUAGGAUCCAAAAGGAUCCAGAUUUUCUUUUGGAAUCAAAUCAAAUCGAGUGGAAACCCUGUCAUCUUUGACAGCAAUCAGGAGAAUUGAUAUAGGAUAGAAGGAGGCAUUUUGGGCUCCUUUCAUGUGCUGUGUCCCACUGAGAGACAAACAGCUGGGGGAGGUUUGUGUGCCAGAUGGGAGUGAGAAACGAGUGUAUUGGUGAGGAGCCUUUGAUGGAUGGUGAUAUUUUUACAUAAGUGACCAUUUAUCACUCGCCGGACAGCUUUUUCUCCCCCCCUCCUCCUCUAACGACACCAGUUCAUUGCAAAAGUUUUUAUGGCUCUCGAAGAUUAUUGCGCAUUUUCCCUUGAUACAACAAACUUCUGUGUAUUUUGUUGAGAUGUUAAACGACAGACCCACACAAAUUAGUGCAUCAUUAGGAAGUGGAAGGAUAACAAUACACGGUUUUCAAAAUGUUGGAAGACCCCCCCAAAAAGAAUUUGUCUAGGAAAUUAUCUCGAGGCGUGUUAAUAGGGAAAGCAGUUGAGAGGUUUGUGACUCUGGAGGGGCUGCAGAGAUCGCCAGCUCAGGUGGAAGACAUUUUCCAUUUCAUGAAUUGUUUAAUUUGUGCUUAAAAAUGUUGGUCUAAUAAACUUGCAUUAACUGUCUGUGGUGAGGGGGUCAAGCUGGACCACUGUAAAAUUGCUGUCUAUGUCUGCUGAAAAUCAAGUGAAGACUUGGAGUUGGAAUUGCGAGAAAGAUGGCUUCUCACGUAUCACCUUGGGGGGACAAAUAUAGAUGCAGGAUAUACUGGAAACCAUAUAUCUAGUUACUUUAAUUUUGCUGGACCUGCUAUUUUCUUUUCUUUUCAACUAUGUCUCUGUGUGAGUGGUGUUCAGGAAACUGUGAUUAAGACCAGAAGGGAGCUUUUCAUCAAAAAAUGGCUAUGAUAACAGAUGUGUUCAUUUGAGUAUGGGGCUCGCAGCAUGCUUCCUAUUUUAAUCUUACUCUCAGAUAGCUGUGAAGAUGUUCUGUGCAGCAGUGAAGGAAUAACUUUACUUUGUGGGUAAAACAAUUUAGGAAAGCUAAAUGCUACAUCUUAACAACUACUAUUUACCUCAAAGCUUUAAGCUAAGUUAUUGCAUAUUGUUAAUUUGUCUAACGUGCAUUAUUUUCUUUUGUGACAGCACAUUGCAGCUUUUCUAAUUUAUCCUCAGCCUGGUUAACAAUGAGGCUUCUGUUUCUGACUGGUUGUCUCGGUUGAAUCGAGUCUGAUCCGGACUGUAACCUCCCGCUGCUGCAUGUUGUUCCUGGCACAGCUUUGAACUUCCCUGUGUGUCUGCGGCGUAUGUACUGUGUGCAAGCAGCACACAGAGUAUGAGUGUAUAUUUGUCAGAGCAGGUAGUAGACUUAGUAGCUGGAAUGUUCGGAGCCGGCGUCCAACAUCUGGAGGCUGACUCCAGAAGAAGCAUAAAGAAGAGCUGGUGGGUCGGACAGAUCAUUAUUCAAACCAGAUGGGGGUAACUUCUCAUAAAAGUGGUAUAUAAACAAAAAAAAAACCCACCACGCUGUAUUUUCUUUCACUUUUAUUUUGUUCAGCUUAGGAGUAAAUGGCCAUUCUUCUCUAGUGUGCUCUAUAAAGUAAGAUAUUUUAGGAAAAAUAAUGAAUAUACAAGAAAAACAGGAUAAUUCUGAAUUCACUGGGAAUUUUCUGCUUUGGAGUUUGUUUAAAUAAGUUUUGUCAUAUAUUUGAAUUUUAGGUUCAGGUUAGUCUAUGACAUUUGAGUUAGUGUGAGGUCAAUGCACACAUUUCAGAACCUGAAUAUUAGCCUGUUUAUUAAUUCCUACACCACUUUUGAUGUGUUUCUUAGACCCUUGUUUUUAUGUUGAUGUUCCAAUUGUCCCAUUUAACCCUCCUUUGUGCAAUGCACCAGCAUGAUGCUGCCAUCACCAUGACCGCUGGUGUCGUGCUCUUGGGUUCGAAAGCCAAACCAUAAAAUGUUUCUCCAGAUGGCAUUUGUCUUUUGUCAAAUGCAAGUGUCAGUGGGCCAUUGGGAUUACAAUUAAAGACAUUACAAACAUGUCCGUUUGUUAUCUUUGUGAGUUAUUUGCAUCAAAUCUAGAUUUGUGUGAGUGCAGAAAUAUGGACAGGACAGCUGCUGGAUGCAGAGUGCACAAGCGACAUAUUUAAGAAAGUAACAUUUUCUUUGUGUGUCAUUUACAACCCGUACAAUUUCUAUAUUGCAUUUGUGGAUGUGCAGACACACAAGCUACAUUUUUCCUUAAGGUGGCGCUCAGAAGAAA
Xiphophorus hellerii (green swordtail) is the source of this 8438-nucleotide messenger RNA. RefSeq names its product eukaryotic translation initiation factor 5A-1-like. The transcript is spliced from 5 exons. Gene Ontology annotation, biological process: positive regulation of translational elongation; positive regulation of translational termination. Gene Ontology annotation, molecular function: ribosome binding; RNA binding; translation elongation factor activity. Bases 156 to 620 code for a protein of 154 amino acids. NCBI's taxonomy places the organism in Eukaryota, Metazoa, Chordata, Actinopteri, Cyprinodontiformes, Poeciliidae. The record is from RefSeq and is a predicted model, not a curated record.